Molecule: messenger RNA, 678 nt
Organism: Sclerotinia sclerotiorum 1980 UF-70
Lineage: Eukaryota; Fungi; Ascomycota; Leotiomycetes; Helotiales; Sclerotiniaceae
Exons: 2
Coding region: 1-678 (225 amino acids)
Biological process (GO): cristae formation
Cellular component (GO): MICOS complex; mitochondrial crista junction
Source: RefSeq, a predicted model, not a curated record
AUGGCUCUCUAUCCCCAGAGACCAUUACAUGCGGAAGCACCAGAUGGUAGAAAACCUAUCUAUGAUGACUCCGAGGACCUUCCUCCCCAAUCCACUCCAACUAUCCCACCAACCAAAUCCACAAACCCCGCGUCGGAGGAAACAUUGAGGAAACGUACUGGUCCAACGCCUACCGACAGACUCGCCGUACAAAUUGGAAAAAGUCGGCUAUUUCUCUACGCACAUGUUGUCGCCGCGGAGAACAAACUGAAUUCUAUGAUGGACUCUGUCCUUCAUCUUGAAAACAGCUUCACAUCCACGAUUGCAUCGCUUGCACCAUCCCAACAGUCUGGGGAGAAGUUAAUGCCUGGGUCUAUCUACGUUUUGGUUGCCGCGAUGAGUGGCUCGAUAAUAUCUCGGAACAGAAACAUUGUACUAAGAGCUGCAGUGCCAUUCGCAGUCGGAAUUGGAGCAGGAUGGGCCGUCCUUCCCGUAACGAUGCGAAACAUUGCUAACCUAGCAUGGGAAUACGAGAAAAGAUUUCCUGUGAUUGCGGACUCACACAUUAGAACGAGGGAAAGUGUAGAGAAUGCAUGGAGAAUGGCAAGGGUGCAUUCAAAACAGGCCGUUGCAAUAGUGGAUGGGAAGAUCACUGAAGGGAGAGAGAAGGUUGAGGACUGGGUCAAGAAAGGAAAAUAG